Messenger RNA from Cryptomeria japonica (Japanese cedar), 1441 nucleotides. RefSeq names its product GDSL esterase/lipase At5g45910. The coding region runs from base 31 to 1182 and encodes 383 amino acids. Lineage: Eukaryota; Viridiplantae; Streptophyta; Pinopsida; Cupressales; Cupressaceae. Gene Ontology annotation, molecular function: hydrolase activity, acting on ester bonds. The record is from RefSeq and is a predicted model, not a curated record. The transcript is spliced from 5 exons.
CUCAGUUAUGAGUAUAUUCAGGUGAGAGAUAUGGAAUUCAGAAGCACCACUACGCAGUAUUGGAAAACUAUUCCUUUGUUUUCAGCUGUCCUCAUAAUUGGCAGCUGUGUUCCUUUAGCUCAUGCAAAGGAUAACUGCUAUAAUUCAAUAUACCAAUUUGGGGACUCGUUAGCUGAUACAGGGAAUUUAAUUCUCUCUGGUCCUGGUAUAUUAAGCUCAAUCACAGAGCUUCCCUAUGGAGAGACCUAUUUUAACAAGUCCACAGGCCGUUGCUCUAAUGGAAGACUUGUUAUUGAUUUUAUUGCAAAAGCAUUUGGGCUGUCUUUCUUGCCUCCAUACUUGAGCAGGCUUGCAGACUACAGUUCUGGUGUGAAUUUUGCUGUUGCUGGUGCCACAGCUCUGGAUGCCUCUUUCUUUGAAAAGAGGCAAAUACCCAUCAUUACAAAUUUGAGCCUAAACACUCAGAUCGAAUGGUUCAAGGAUUAUAAGAAAAAGUACUGUUCUAGCACAGAAGAUUGUGAGGGGCAUUUUGAGAAUUCAUUAUUUGUCCUUGGAGAGAUUGGUGGAAAUGAUUUAAAUUCUCCUUUCAGUCUGGGGAUGUCCAUAGAGAAGGUCAAAGUUUUUGUACCUUUUAUCAUCAAAGCUAUUAGAACAGCCCUUGAGGCAUUGAUUGAACAAAAUGCAAAGCUGUUCUUGGUUCCAGGCAAUUUGCCUAUUGGAUGUUCACCUUCCUAUUUAUCAGCAGGCUCAAUCAAUUCUUCAGCAGAUUGUGAUGAUAUUGGCUGUCUGAUCAAAUUUAACAAUUUUUCUCAAAGUAACAACCAUCUUUUGAGAAUUAUGUUACAAGAUGUGCAGAGAGAUCAUCCAGAUGUUUCAAUUGUAUACGCAGAUUAUUAUUCAGCUGCCAUAAGAAUUUUAAGAAAUCCUAAGAAAUAUGGAUUGCAGAAAAAUGUCUUAAGGGUAUGCUGUGGAAAAGGUGGAAAAUAUAAUUACUCUCCACCUUUAAAUUGUGAUAGAAAUGCUACUUUGUGUUCUAAUCCCAAACAAUAUUUCAACUGGGAUGGUGUUCAUCUUACAGAAACUGCAUACAAAGCGAUAGCCCACAUGUUGAUUAAUGGCAAGUUCACCUCUCCACCUUUGAAUAUGGUAAACAAAAAUUGCAGAAAUCCAGAAAGAAUCUAAAUUUCUUGCUCAAACACUUCAUGAUUAAUUGAAUGAGAACAUCUCAUUUUCUACGAGGAAAAUGAUCAUCUUAGCCUCUCAAGUUCUGUAUUUGCUGCUCUUGUGAAUAAGAAUAGAAUGCCACACUAGUCUCUCAUUUCAUCUCUCCGUUCUUACAGUUUCAAAAUAAGAAAAUGCUGGUCAGAGCCUCUGAAUUAUUAUGUUGUACCGUUUCUUUUGUAACAGAAGUUUAAGUAUUAUUGGAUUUCUUCCUUUUUCA